Messenger RNA from Eriocheir sinensis (Chinese mitten crab), 2833 nucleotides. RefSeq lists its product as uncharacterized. The coding region runs from base 756 to 2450 and encodes 564 amino acids. The transcript has 3 exons. Lineage: Eukaryota; Metazoa; Arthropoda; Malacostraca; Decapoda; Varunidae. The record is from RefSeq and is a predicted model, not a curated record.
UAUCAACUGGAGAAAGCAGGCAACGGUACACCGGACCUCACGUGAGAUAACAGUUCGCGCCUUAAUCAAAAACACAAAAACACAGCUAACAAAAAGGCUAACAAAAGUGGUGAACAGCGGCUUCCGGACCUUCUCCGAAGUGUUCUGUGUGUUAUCUCUCUCUCUUUUACCACUUAACACUUAACGGUGGCAAGUGUCGUCAAGGGGCAGACAGGCAAGUGUGCAGGAAAGCUGACACAAGCAACGCCAUUCCCCCUUGGCCCGUCCGAGUCGAGUCAGCACACUCCACCACACCGCCCCGCGCGCACCGCCCCGCGCGCCCCGCCCCGACACGCGCCCACAUCGCCCACUGUCGGGAUCCCGCUUCCCAAUUCUGGGACGCCCACUUGUCUGCCUACGACACAGUCAUUCGUGGGUGGGCGCUCACCUUCGCCUUGGUGGAGAUCUUGGUGGAGCGUGGUCGCUCCUCCGCCCCUUCCUCACCGCUGCCAGCCGCUGCCGGGCACUGCCGGCGGUCUCUCUGGCCGCUCCAAGGACGCGGGGGCAGCCAGCCAAGGACGGGGACAGCCAGCCAAGGACGAGGGCGAGCCAGCCGAGGACGAAGGAGUGCCACGGGCACAAUCUUCACACUUUUUUUUAUGGUCAGUCUGAUAAAGAGAUAGACAUUUUGGCCAAGGAGUUCCAGAAGUUGAUGCAGGAUUCGGAAGCGCCCGCCGAGGAUGACAAUUCCCGUGUCCUAAGGAGCGGGUCAACUCAUGACAGAGUUCCUCCUCCUCCUCCUUCUUCUCUCCCGCAUGAUAACAAAGGAAAUGUUGUCCCUCACCUUCUACUUCCUUCUGCGCUCCGUUCUGGCUGCAGACCCUGCGCACCUCAAGCCGGGUGCCCUCUCUGCUCAUUUGGGCCGGGUUUCUCUGGUCGAGGAUGUCCUGUGGGUCCAGUACCCGUUUACUGCUCUGGUGGAAAUACCAGGCACACUGAGGACAAUAACGGAACAAGUGACUGGGGUUGUGUUGCAGAUGGAUAUCAAUGCUCCUGAAGACGGUCUCCUGCGUCUGAUGCAUGACCGCAUAAAGUACUUGAAUGAUACUCUAACCGUGGCUUUGGAGAACUACGCAGCUCUUUCGUUUCCUAACCGUACUAAACGGGGCUUGAUUGAUGGGAUUGGGCAACUUUCCCGCAUGUUGUUUGGAACCGCAAUGGAUGAGGAUGUGGAGGAACUGCGGGAUAGGUAUAACCGUUUGGUUUCACUUGCUGCUACUCAACACAAAACCAUUAGGAUGAAUUCCUUCCACAUUUCCAGACUUGAGCAUGCAGUACAGGAUAUUGCUUCUUAUUCCCGAACCUUAGGCUCUUCCAUUAAUGAGUUGUGGACCGGCAUGGCUAAUAUGUACCAAAUGGAACUUGUUCUACAAACCUUGCCUGCCUUGGAGAGUGCAGUCAACUCUAUCCUCCAUACUAAUGCUCUGGUAAUACAGAAUGUAGUGGAUGCAGACUGUGGUAGGGUUACCUCUUCUCUUUUUCCUGUCAGGGAUUUGCAAAAGGCUUUGAAAAUAGGAGUAGAGAACCACCAACUAACACCUUUGUUUGACAUGCAUGCCAUACACCACUACUAUCCCUUGCUUGAGUCAUUCCUGACGUCGGAAGCUAUAGUAAUUCACGUUCCCUUCAGGUCAAAGGAUGUGUUUGAGGUUUAUCAGCUGGAACCUUUCCCUUUCUCAGUCAAUAACUCGGUGAUGGUGCUGGACUUACCUGCCACAGUGGUCUUAAUUCGUAAUGAUCUAUCGCUUUAUGCAACGGGCCAGCCGUCAGACCUAGGGUCCUGCAAAACAGAGUAUCACAAUCUCUAUUUUUGCUCAGCGUCACUCUUUGCAUUCCUCCCGUUGACAGGUGGUAUCUGCGAGGUGGUGCUGACCCAGUCGGAUGCUUCUAAAGCUCUAGAGACUUGCCCCUAUCGUCACGUCGCCCCUAAAUCGCUUUUCCACAGGAGGUUCUCCGGAUUUCACUACUUCUUUUUCACACUACCAGUGUUUGUGACAGUGGUCUGUCCCGAAGGUUCAACUUAUAGAGAGGUUGCAGGUCACCUGGCGGUACGGGUGGCUUGUUCCCUACGUUCUGUCAAUUUGACAACCUUUCCGGAGACGCUCCAUCAUGGAUUUGCGGCCACAAAUGCCAUCCCAAUCUAUCCUAUUGACAGUUUAGUGAAUCUCACCUUUUCUAGAAUGAAGUAUGUGACAAAUAGCCAUUCCGAGCUAACCUUUUCAAAUUUCUCGGAAUUAGAGUCAGCUGUCCAUGACUCUCUACCGGUUUACCUUGCCCCAUAUGUACAUUACCCAUCACUGAUCUUGCCGGUGGUUCUUUUUAUCAUCAUUGUCAUCCCCCUGUUCUGCCUUGUUAAGCGGGCUCUGACUUUGUACAACCAUCUUCAGGCAAGAGUUGCCCCACCGCGCUGAGUUCGUACGCAUUGUGACUCGAAGAUUCAGUUUGUAUCAAAUCUUCUUCACGGAUUUUUUUUUCUUUUCUUCUUACUAUUCCACAUAGCUCCGUUACCAUGUAUCCUAAUGACAAUUUAGUCAAUUUGUUUUUUUUUAGGAUGUAUUUUGUAAAUAACUAUUCGAGCUAUUGUUUUGUUUUCUCGGAAUAGUGCUGAGCUUCCACGUCCACGACUCUAGCCCUGUUUACCUCGCCCUGUAUGUACUUUGCCCAUUUAUUGUUACUUCCAUGAUUAUUUUUCUUGUCAUUGGCAUUUCCCGAUGUUGUAUCGUUAGGCGGGCUCUGACUUGUAUAUAUUUUUUUUACAUGCAACCAUAAUAGGCCCUCGUUUAACUAGUACACA